Molecule: messenger RNA, 133 nt
Organism: Racocetra persica
Lineage: Eukaryota; Fungi; Glomeromycota; Glomeromycetes; Diversisporales; Gigasporaceae
Source: the annotation of a GenBank genome assembly
UUCUUUGUUAAUUGGGCUAAAAAUGAAAGCAAAAUAAUAGAAUUAACUACUAGCCUACAAGAAAUAUAUUCAGCGUAUUAUCAAUUUAGCAAUAGAGAAUUUAGUGCUUGGCAAACUUUAAUUCGAGCUGCUG